Molecule: messenger RNA, 427 nt
Organism: Actinia tenebrosa (Australian red waratah sea anemone)
Lineage: Eukaryota; Metazoa; Cnidaria; Anthozoa; Actiniaria; Actiniidae
Biological process (GO): lipid biosynthetic process
Molecular function (GO): methyltransferase activity
Source: RefSeq, a predicted model, not a curated record
GGUAUAAUUAAUAUAGAUCAUUAUAUAGAGACUAUAUAGAGAAUAUGAACUAAGUAAAUUGUAGGUAAACAACCCUCUCGGGAAUGUUAUAGGUUGAGUGUCUCUCUAUCCCCAUGGUGAUAGCAAUCAUGCAUCAAGGAAUGAACGAUGCUACGAACUACGAGGCCUUAAACGUUAAGGUACAGGAUGAAGUAUCCAAGGAACACCAACUGCAAAAGCUAGAGGACAGGACUGAUAAAAGCGCCUAUACGUUGGAUGCCUGGAAAUCUAUCUGUUUUGGAAAGUAUAAAACUCGCUGGCGUGGAUGUAUAUUAAUGAAAAGCCCUUUUAUAAUCGUCACCUAUCAACAGCUGUUCUGGGAUGUCAAGCCUCGUACGGUACUGGAGUUUGGAGCAAACAGCGGUGGGUCAGCGGUAUGGAUGGCUGA